AUGGCUGCUUACAUCAUCUUCAGAACGACCAACCAGCAUCACCUCCGAGAUGUGCAGCCGGCCAUGUCCAUCAAGCCACUCCCGGCGGAUGUCGUGGCCCAGAUCAAGUCGUCCGUCGUCAUCACCUCCCUGAACAACGUGAUCUGUGGGCUCAUCAAAAACUCGCUUGACGCUGAGGCCACCAAGAUCAACCUGAGCGUGGACUAUUCGCGUGGCAACUGCUCCGUAGAGGACAACGGAUCUGGAAUUCCACCAUCUGAAUUCCGCGAUGACGGAGGGUUGGGCCAACUGCACUACACAUCCAAAUACCCGUCGCGUUCAGAUAUCCAUGGAAAACAUGGUGUAUUUUUGGCGUCGGUCGCGUCUCUGUCACUGCUCUCCGUGGCAUCCCAUCACAGAGAGUACCACUCGCACAAUUCGAUGAGCAUCCACAACUCCAAGGUCCUUGCCCGACACGUUCCUUGCCCUCCCGAGCAAAGAAUUCUCACUUUCAACCAUGGCACGCGUGUUACGGUGAGAGACUUAUUCGGCUUGAUGCCAGUUCGAGUGAAAUACCGCGCUCUUCAAGGCGACAGGUCUUCCUUUGGUAGAGAAUGGGAUCGGCUUCUCUACGACCUCGUUUCUUUGAUGAUUUCCUGGCCCGGAGGAGUCUCUGUGUCGAUUCGCGAAAAUUCUAGUCGGCAGACCCUUACUUUGAGGUCUGGCUCUCAAUCGAGAACCUGGCUCAAUGAUGGCUGCCGACUCCUGCACCAGGCAUCAUUCUGUGACAGCCUUGACUCAAGUGAAUGGGUGUCUAUCGGAGCAUCUGCACCAAGACUAUCUAUAGAUGGUUAUGUCUGCCGUGAGCCGGUCGCGACAAAGCGUGUUCAACUCAUCAGUCUUGGCAUCGAGCCGCUUUCAAACGAAUCUCGGUGCAACGUUCUUUUCGAAGAGGUGAACAGAGUCUUUGCAGACUCUGCCUUCGGUGCUGUUGAUACUGAAAGUAAUUCAGACGACGGCCUCAAGGAGCCUAAGAUGGAAGGCUUCACCGGCAAGGAACUAAAGCUCAAAAAAGGCGUGGACAGGUGGCCAAUGUUCUUCUUGAAGAUUAGUGCUACACGUUCGGCCACCGAUAGUUCUCUGGAUGUGGAGGACAUUCUUGAUGAUCGACGACCAUCCCUGGCAUUAGUCACAGAUCUUCUGAAGGCUACGUUCUACGAGUUCCUGAAGAAGAACCGUUGCCGACCAAAACCAGUCAACCUAUCUGUAAAAGACAGAGGUGGGCGUAAUCAGGAGAAUAAGAGGCCGCGUGGGAAAGCAGAGGAAGCGGGAACAAGAUCGAGCACUGCGUCCAGCGUUGUACCAAAUCAGAGGGAGGAACCCGCUCGCAAAGCCCAGAGGCUCGAGGUCUCUGGUAGCAGGUCAGAGUCACCAUUUGAUGGGUGGUCGAGAAUCAAGUCCGGCCCGACUCUGCCUACAUUCAAAGAGUCAAUGCAGCCGUCUUCUCGUUUGCACUCCUUAUCUUGGAGUUCUGCCGCAGACCCCCAGGAUGCACAGGAUGCGACCAAGUCCACGCAGUCGGAGCCUUCCACAGCAGAACCUUCUCAGCCCCCGCUGUACGAUCACAAUGGCAAACUCAUGCGAAAGCCCUUUGAGGACAUUAACCCGAAGCAAUUGAGAGGCAGAGGUCUAAUUCAGAGGGCGACUCCGCAACGAACAGCCGACGAAGGCUCAACGAAGCCACUGAGACAGUCUGCCAAAGAGGAUCCCAUUGAAUGGAUCAACCCUGCUACCAAAUUGGCUACUCUUGUAAAUCCUAGAACUGGGUUUGUCUUGCCUCCCAAACCAUUGACACUCAGCAAAAGGGCCGGGAAACAGCUUACCCAGACGGACACAUCUGACCGGAACAGCCUCGUGGGAACCAGCAACACUACUCCUUGGGUCAAAGACCUAGUAGAAAAGUGGAAGAAUCCCGUCUUUGAGCUAACUGAACGUCCCAUACCAAAAUUACCAGACAUAUCAGACAUGCUGGGCAUCGACAUCAAACCUGGUGGCCACCAGUGCGAUCAUGGGCUGUCAACUGUCAGCUUGGGAUCGUAUCACGAAGCAUCCGCCUUGGGGCUUCGAGGACGGGUGUCAAAAGACGCCCUGCGCAGAGCUGAACUAGUCUCUCAAGUUGACAGCAAGUUUAUCCUGGUGAAGGUGCCAUUCAAUCAGGUCCAAGAUGGCCGGAUGGAGACCGAGACAUCGACUACUUCAUCAUGUCUGGUGCUGAUCGAUCAGCAUGCUGCAGAUGAGCGGUGCCGCGUGGAAGGUCUGAUGAAAGAUUACUUUGCCCGUGGUACGACAAAUGUGGGCGGCAACAUUUGGGAAGCAGUCACCAAAGUUCUGCCGAAGCCCUUGGUUUUCGAGCUUUCAAGGCAGGACAGAGACGUUCUGUGCCGAAGCCAGGGACAUUUCGCGCACUGGGGCAUCUGCUAUGAUAUAGAAAUUCCAGAUGCCAGUCGAAGUCUGGGACACAGGAAGCCCAAGACUAACGAAAUUGGCCCCAAAGCUCAAGUUGCUGUGCGGAGCCUCCCACCUGCUAUAUUGGAGAGAUGCAGGACAGAGCCCCGGCUUCUCUCCGACCUCAUCAGGACCGAGGCGUGGAAGCUGAAUGAUGAAGCAGGCCUUGCCCAACAGCCAAGACCAAGGCCCGUGAUACCUGGAGGAACUGAAGAUGGCAGUCCAGCCUGGGUAUCGCUGUUUCAUAGAUGCCCGCAGGGGAUCAUCGAGCUGAUCAACUCGAGGUCGUGCAGGAGUGCUAUCAUGUUCAAUGACCCAUUGACGCGGGAGCAGUGUGGGGAACUCCUAGAGAGGCUGGUCCAGUGUGCAUUCCCCUUCCAGUGUGCCCACGGGCGGCCGUCGAUGGUACCGCUGGUUGAUCUGGGUGAGGGCAUGGGCCAGAUGGGAAACGCACCGGAGGAAAGAGGACCCUCAUUUGGACGGGCGUUCAAGCAUUGGAAACGUCAGAAACGUUGA
Molecule: messenger RNA, 3000 nt
Organism: Diaporthe citri
Lineage: Eukaryota; Fungi; Ascomycota; Sordariomycetes; Diaporthales; Diaporthaceae
Exons: 3
Coding region: 1-3000 (999 amino acids)
Biological process (GO): mismatch repair
Cellular component (GO): mismatch repair complex
Molecular function (GO): ATP binding; ATP-dependent DNA damage sensor activity; ATP hydrolysis activity
Source: RefSeq, a predicted model, not a curated record